AUGCCAGCAAGCAGGAACAUGUCAACGGUUUUCUCACCGUAUACGAGUAGCACAUCUGUUCUACCAGGUCUUACUGUAUCUUCGUCGAUCUUUAUCGCGGAUAGCGGUAGUAGGAGCAAUACAUCGCCCCCAAACCCAACUAUCACAACUCCGGUCGCUCCAAGAAGUGGUGGACAAGUUCCUCGGUCCAUUGCAUCUGGCGCAACCGUUGCCGGAGUUUCCUGCCUUCUCCUUGUCAUGACUUCCUGGUUUCCCGAAACGUUGCCGCCCGAGCUCUCAUCGUCAUCACCCCACCUAACCAGAUGGGAGAGUUUGAGCUCACUGUAUCGAGCCUUGCUGCUUGUCACCUUGCUGCCGUUUUGA
Molecule: messenger RNA, 363 nt
Organism: Marasmius oreades (fairy-ring Marasmius)
Lineage: Eukaryota; Fungi; Basidiomycota; Agaricomycetes; Agaricales; Marasmiaceae
Exons: 3
Coding region: 1-363 (120 amino acids)
Source: RefSeq, a predicted model, not a curated record